Messenger RNA from Mesocricetus auratus (golden hamster), 2523 nucleotides. It is a transcript of the gene Mzt1, whose product is annotated as mitotic spindle organizing protein 1. The record is from RefSeq and is a predicted model, not a curated record. Lineage: Eukaryota; Metazoa; Chordata; Mammalia; Rodentia; Cricetidae. Bases 151 to 390 code for a protein of 79 amino acids. Gene Ontology annotation, biological process: mitotic spindle assembly; microtubule nucleation by interphase microtubule organizing center; gamma-tubulin complex localization. Gene Ontology annotation, cellular component: centrosome; spindle; gamma-tubulin ring complex. The transcript has 3 exons.
GGACGGCGGGGCGGAGGCGGGGCUUGCCCGGCGUGGGCGGGGCUCUGGCGGCGUGAGCGCGGCCGCGCGGUGGGCCUGCCGGGUCGGAGGGGCGUGCGCUCCAUUUCCGGGUCAGGCCCUCUCCCACCGGCUCCCGCUUUUCUCUUCUCCAUGGCUGGCGGCGGCGGCGGCGCGGGCGCGGCGGCCUCGGCCAACCUGAACGCGGUGAGGGAGACCAUGGACGUUCUGCUUGAGAUUUCAAGGAUUUUGAAUACCGGUUUAGAUAUGGAAACCCUGUCUAUAUGUGUACGACUGUGCGAACAAGGUAUCAAUCCAGAGGCUUUAUCAUCCGUAAUUAAGGAGCUUCGAAAGGGCACUGAAGCACUAAAGGCUGCUGAAAAUGCAAGCUGACUUCUGGGGAAGUUCUGAGCAGAUUUGUCAAGCUCUGCAAGCAAAUUUGAAGACUGCAUUGUAGUCAAGAUGUACAAUGAUAUUACUGCUUGCUGCAUAGAAAAUGUUUUCUUUUAAAAAGAAUUAUAAAACCGUGGCUGUGUAAGUCAAUGGGAAGUGGCUUAAGGGAGAACUAGUGGGCACGUUUACAUCACGGCCAUCUCGUUGUUAAUGGCACCAGCUCCAUGGCAUCGCUGCACUCUUCUUUAUGUAUUCCUUCUUUAUGGCUCUGCUAGCUGUAAUUUUCUACACAGUAUCUGUCAGAUAUACACAGCUGCUAUGCCUGGUUAGUGGAACACAUCAGAGGUGAUGAAUUGUAGUUAUGACUUGUUGACAUUUCCAUUAUAAACCUUAAUUUUGAAGUGUUUAUGCAUAAUAACUGGCUAUAUGUUCCACUGGGCUGGAAGCUGAUGGGAUUUCAGCUGCCAUUUGUGAGUUUGCUUAUUUGUGUGUUUCACAUCUUGUUUCUUAAAAAAGGGUCAAAAGCAUAUCUUCUAAUCAUCUCCUUAACAGAAUGUUUAGUUUUUAAAGCAGGUUUUUGGCAGUUAAAAGUAUAAAGAUGGAUUUUUAUAUUGACUAAAACUUAGAACUUUUAGAAAUUUGGAUUUUAAAGGUAAUGCCCGGGCUUGGUUUAGCCUUAUUUGUAGUGAACCAUUUAAAUUUAAUGAGAGUAUCUGAGAACACUUUUCUUUCCAAAUUUUAUACCAAGUAAAGGCCUACAAAAUAAUGUAUAAAGUAAAAUAGUAAACUUGCAUAAAAAUAAUAGAAAUGUAUACUAAUUAAUCUUGACUGGCUAUUUAAUCAGUACAUAGGUCAUGUAUUUCAACAAAUUGAUCCAUAAUAUUUUCUAAAGAAGUAGGGUUUUCUACUUGUUAAAAAAAUAAUGAAAUGUGUACUAGUAAAUUUAAGUAUGACUGCAGAAAAAAUUUGUGUCAUUAUUUUUAAAGGAUAAACCCAUGAAAAUAAUGGUUCAAAAAUAAAUUUUAAAAAAUGAUGGCAGUAUUGGUUCUGUUCCUGUUAGAGAAUCGCAGUGGAAUGUUUUCACAAGCUUAAUAAGGAUUUAGUCUGAAUUUUGUUGUUUCUUAAAUUUUAAUUUUGGUUCCCUGACACUUAUAUGACAUACAAGCAUUCAUUCUUCUGUAGCCUCUUUUGUAGUUCAGACAAUCAGAAGUGAUUUUAAAAGGGUUAGUAAUUAAGUAGCUAGCCUCUCUGCUGCCCUAGUCUCAACUAUUCCCUAUAAUCAGAAGACUGGGGUAGAGGGCUUGUGCAUUGCAGGCCACCUUGGGCUUUAUGGGCAAUGUAGAGAGACCCCAUCUCAACAGACGAAAUCUGGGCUUGUAGCUAGUUUGACUUUUUAAAUGCAUGACGUCUUUACUGAGUAAAUUGAAAGGUCUAUUACGGGCAACUCUCCCAAGUUGGGGGAUAGUAAGAACUUAUAAGAAUCAUAGGAUUGCUGAUAUGCACAUAUUGCAUAUCACAAAGAACUCUCUCAGAUUCCACAAUUUGUAUUUACUUGUAGGCCAUAGAGUUAAUAGUUUUAUUUAUGAUUUUAUAGAUGAAGUUAUUUAUGUGCAGAAUAAAGUAGGAAAAUAUAUUGAAAACGGAUUGUGUUUUUAGAGAAUAUAUUGUAUCUCAUUAUGUUUAUAAAGAACUUUGUGUUACAUUUUCAAAUGUAAACAUAUAUUUUUAAUGAGCUCAUAAGUAAAAUUUAAGAAACUAGUGAUAACAAUGGCAGUAUCAUGCAUGUUGUCAGUGACAAAAUGAUUUUGGUAUUGGCAUGUCCUUUUGAUGUAAUAUAUGCUUCUGUGAGUUCAGUGCUGUUUCUGAAAUUAAGCUUUGAGUGGGAGUGGAAGUUUUUCCUGAUAGUAAGAGGAGAUAAUCAUAUUAGUAUUGCCUUGGUUUCAAAACUAAGUUGAUAACUCAAAUAAAUGUAAUAAUGUGGGUUUUUUUCUAUGCCUCGUGCAAGGUAAUCUUUAUGUGGAAGUUAUUAUACAAAUUAUUUGUAUAAAAAUUGUUGUUCAAAUAUAUGUGAACAUUUCCCAAUAAUUGAAUCAAAUGUGUUUCAAACAUCUAAUUAAAAACUUGAGUCCUUGG